GCCGUGCGUUGCACAUAAGUAAUGCACAUGAAGGUCGAAAGUAGGCCCAGGAUCGCGUCGCGGCGCGUCGUGCAUGCGUGACACCACGCGUCAGUCACGAGACUUGAGGCUCCUGGUUUCGCUCGCCGUUCGACCUUCGAAUGGGAACAUCAUCUCUGACUCUGCACUUGGCCGCACUUUCACACAAUGUCGACCGCAGGGACCGAAGUCAGACGGCACUCAGUCAGCUCCGGUGGGCGAACUCUGCGCGUUGAGGAAACCCCUGGCCCAGAGCGGCAGCGUGGACCAUUCCACGGGCGACUUCACUUCUAUCGGGUGCUCUUCCAGGAUCUGUCCGGGUGGUACUAGUAGUGAAUACCAUCGCACUCCAAUUUUAUCGUGCAUUGUUUCCGACAUCUCCUUCUGUGGAUCGAAAGGCGGCGAUAUACUUUACCUCCCGGAUCCAUCCGACUUCGCUGGCCUUGUCUCGGUAGGCAGAUCCCACCAGCGCGACCUAGGCUUGGGUCGAGGACGUUGGCAGACAGGGGGCAUCCUGUCCGACGUGAGAAUGAUAGCAGAACCAGAUCGCCCCGGCGAGUAUGUCGACAUCCCAUCGAUCCUGCUGUGCACUCCGAGCUGCGCUGGAUGGUCUAGGACACCGGAGGGGAGCACGCUCAAGGACUGGAAGGCGUGGAAGGCGGAAACAUCGUUGUACGGUCCCCGCACAGCUCUGCUGAGUCGAAACAGUUCGUUACGUGUGAUGUGCAAGUAAUCUCAGCGGUUUGCCCGCAAUGCGGCGUAUACAAAGUUGAUCAUCCAAUACGCCCGAGGCACAAAACCCGCUGUACCUCCUUGACACUGACGGAUCUAUGGUAUGUGUUACAUCUCAUGUGAAUCUAAUGUUCGUGGGCAUCUAGGGCCGCUUCCGAAUGUGACACCGGGAGCGCAAAGCUCUGCGCGCUGAAAGAUUUCAUUGGCCUCCUAUCGCCGGUGCGCGUCAUUGCACGGAUGCAUCCUGGAGUGUCGGUCGCCUACACCGCCAUAAUCGGUGG
Fomitopsis serialis is the source of this 1031-nucleotide messenger RNA. RefSeq lists its product as uncharacterized. Lineage: Eukaryota; Fungi; Basidiomycota; Agaricomycetes; Polyporales; Fomitopsidaceae. The record is from RefSeq and is a predicted model, not a curated record. Bases 74 to 751 code for a protein of 225 amino acids. The transcript is spliced from 2 exons.